ACAAAGAUUGAGGUUUGCAAAAUUGCCUGGUUCCUAUUCUUUGCAGAAGAAUGUUUGAGAGUAUUUUUUCCUUUAAGCUUUUCCUCCUCCUCCUACUAUCAGGGAAAUCUCUGUACCUUCAAACCGUUACGUUGGCGUUGAGCUGUGUCGACAAUGAACGGGAAGCACUUCUCAAGUUCAAACGAGGCCUCACCGACCCCGGCGAUCUGCUCUCUUCCUGGACAGGACGAGACUGUUGCGCUUGGGAAGGAGUUCGCUGCAGCAAUAGAACAGGACGAAUACUCGGUCUCGACCUCCGAAACAGAAAUCCCAGUGACCCGGACUUGGGCUUCGGGGGACCCUCUCUCGGAGGCGAGAUCAGCCCUUCUCUGCUGGAGUUGAAAGACCUGAGGCGCUUGGACCUGAGCAUGAACGAUUUCAGCAGUACAAAGAUUCCGAACUUUCUCGGUUCAUUUCAAUAUAUGAAGUACCUGAAUCUCUCGGGAGCAUCUUUUGCGGGGAACAUUCCCCUAAACCUCGGGGAUCUUUCCCGUUUGAGGUACCUCGAUCUCAGGAAUUGUUUCCUGCAAUCGGAUGCGAAUGAUCUCUUCUGGCUCUCCGGUCUUCCUUUGCUCGAGUAUCUGGACUUGGGGGCUGUCGACCUCAGCAAGGCUGCAUCGGAUUGGCUUCAAACAAUCAAUUUGCUGCCUUCUCUUCGGGAGUUGCACUUAUCCAAUUGCAGGCUCUUGAAACUUCCUCAUUCCCUCCCCUUCAUCAACUUCACAUCGAUCUCAGUUCUCGACCUCUCCAACAAUGGCUUCAACUCUUCUCUGCCUCCCUGGCUCUUCAAUCUCACCAACCUCGUAUAUCUCGACCUCAACUCAAACAGCAUCAUGGGCGGCGUCCUGGAUAUGUUCUCGGGUUUAGCAUUUCUCCAAGAACUUGACCUGUCCGAGAACUCUCUCAUCGAAGGUGAGCUUCCGACUUCUGUGGGAAGUCUAUGCAAUAUGAACGUACUGAAGCUAUCGGUCAACAAUAUGGAAGGCGAGAUAACCGAUUUCCUGGACGGUUUAUCUCGAUGUAGCAAUGGUAGCAGCAUAGAGAAUCUUGAUUUGGGACUUAAUCAAUUCUCAGGGAGCCUGCCUGAGUCCAUCGCACACUUGAGCAAGUUAAGGUACCUUCAACUGCCGAAUAACUUGUUUGAAGGUCCGAUCCCAGAGUCUAUUGGGAACAUGUCGGCUUUGGAGGAAAUCAACUUCAGUGGCAAUAAGAUGAACCGAAUUCCGACUGGCUUCGGGCAACUCUCAGCUCUAACUGCUGCAGGUCUCUCGUACAAUGUGUGGGAAGGUGUGAUCUCGGAGGCCCACUUCGCCAACCUCUCGAGACUAAGGGAUUUAGAUUUAUACAAGGACUCCCCAAACAUUUCCUUGGCCUUCAAUAUCUCUCCUGGUUGGGCCCCUCCCUUCAAACUUCACCUCAUCAAUAUUAGGUCUUGCAACUUGGGACCUAAUUUCCCGAAUUGGCUCAAGAAGCAGGAUGAGCUUGUCACUGUGGUUCUCAACAAUGCUCAAAUCUCGGGUGAGAUACCGAAUUGGUUCUUGGAGCUCAACUUGCAACUAGAUAAGUUUGAUGUUGCGUAUAAUCAGUUAAGUGGAUCCCCUCCGACCUCUCUUGUGUUCACUUCCUCGGCAAAUGUGGCCUUGAGCUCAAACCUAUAUGAGGGUCCUUUGCCUCUCUGGUCUCCCAAUGUCACCCAAGUGUACCUUGAUAAUAAUCGAUUUUCAGGUCCUAUCCCACCUGAUAUUGGAGAUAAGAUGCCAUUGCUUACCGACUUGGACAUCUCGCAGAAUUCGUUAACUGGUAGAAUCCCCUUGUCCAUUGGGAAUCUGUCUACUUUGACAUCUUUGGUCAUCUCCAACAACUAUCUCACUGGAGAGAUACCGGGGUUCUGGAGCAACAUCCCAUUCUUAUACGAAUUUGUCAUGUCCAACAAUAGCCUCUCGGGCACGAUCCCGAGCUCAAUAGGCUCCCUGAACUCUCUCAAGUUCUUUGUGCUCAGCAACAACAAUCUCUCAGGCGAGCUUCCCCCCUCAUUAAUGAAUUGCUCGAUUUGGAGCCUCGACCUUGGGGAGAACAGAUUCUCUGGGAAAAUCCCCAGAUGGAUCUCAGAAGGCAUGCCGAAUCUAUUAAUCUUGCGGUUGCGAUCAAAUUUAUUCUCCGGGGAAAUACCUCCCGAAAUCUGUGGGUUAUCCGAGCUUCAUAUAUUGGAUCUCUCACACAAUGAUUUGAGAGGGCCGAUCCCCUCGUGCGUGGGCAACUUGACAGGUCUUAAGGUCGAGCUCACUGACAUAGACAACCAGAGGUAUGAGGGAAAACUCACAGUGGUCGCGAAAGGGAGGCAACUCCAAUACCAGCAAACCCUUUACCUCGUGAACAGUUUUGACUUAUCAGAUAACAGGUUGUCAGGCGAAAUCCCAAGUGGGCUCGCAGAUCUUGUGAAGCUGGGCACGCUGAACUUGUCGAUGAAUGGAUUGGUUGGGGAAAUUCCCUCCAGCAUCGGAAACUUAGACGUCUUGGAAACCUUGGACCUGUCCAGGAACAGGCUUUCGGGCCCAAUCCCACCAGGGAUGACUUCCUUGACAAAGUUGAACCACUUGGACCUGUCCUACAAUAACUUGUCGGGAAAAAUUCCGACUGCCAACCAAUUCCAAACCUUCAACGACCCAUCAAUGUACGAGGGCAACUCUGGCCUCUGCGGGGUCCCACUGACAAAGUUGUGCCCUGGCGAUGGCGCACCAUCUCAUCCUCCGGAUGCCAAUAGUGAUGAGAAUGAUGGCGACAAUGAUGAGGAUAGGCUAGACAGGUUGUGGCUAUUCCUAAGCACAGGGCUUGGAUUCAUCAUAGGAUUCUGGGGUGUCUGUGGUACUCUGAUCAUCAAGAAGUCAUGGAGGAUUGCUUAUUACAGGUUUGCUGACAGGAUUAUAGACAAGCUCAUCGUGUUUUGGUCUGUGAACACACGGCUCCGGGGAGGAGCUGAGGGGGGGUGAUUGAAAUUGACGGGCUGAUCAGAUGGUUAUAACGAAGGAGAAUAUGCAAACUAUUUCGUUUUGAUAGAACAGAAUACCAUUGUAAGCAACAAACCUCUGAUUAACCAGCGGUUCAUCAAUGUUUAAGCAUUGAAAAGAAAUCCAUUUUCUAUA
Molecule: messenger RNA, 3179 nt
Organism: Punica granatum (pomegranate)
Lineage: Eukaryota; Viridiplantae; Streptophyta; Magnoliopsida; Myrtales; Lythraceae
Source: RefSeq, a predicted model, not a curated record